This is a messenger RNA of Hyaloscypha bicolor E, 1497 nucleotides long. RefSeq names its product G protein-like protein-coupled receptor : GPCR, secretin-like protein. Gene Ontology annotation, biological process: G protein-coupled receptor signaling pathway; cell surface receptor signaling pathway. The transcript is spliced from 4 exons. Gene Ontology annotation, cellular component: membrane. Gene Ontology annotation, molecular function: G protein-coupled receptor activity. Bases 1 to 1497 code for a protein of 498 amino acids. NCBI's taxonomy places the organism in Eukaryota, Fungi, Ascomycota, Leotiomycetes, Helotiales, Hyaloscyphaceae. The record is from RefSeq and is a predicted model, not a curated record.
AUGUCAAACUCUUCUGUGGUUGGUCAGGGUGCUUGCCCAACUCCCUUUCUAGAUGCCAGCCUGUUUCCUUCUUCUGGUGGUUUCACUUCAGGAAGAUUCUGCUCCACUGUCGGGGAUAUUACAUGUUGCCUCCCAUGUCCCCAAACAGAAUGGUUAUAUCCAGACAACUUCGACACAAUGACACAGUCAGCUAGCUGGCUAAAUGUUCCUGGGAUGGCUUGCUCGGUGUUUUUGCUCGUUUCUUUUGCUUUCUUACCCGUUGGCAAGACUCAUCGACAUUAUUUGAGUGUUUGUUUAGCAAUCGCAACAAUUAUGCUCGAGCUCGGCUUCAUAAUUCCCCUCGGUGCGAAGCCUAAGCAAUGCUUCAAUGCCAUCACCCCGAAUGAUAUGAGCUCCAGCACUACCUGCGCCCUUUCUGGCGCUUUCUUGAUGGCGGGAGGCUGGUGUGGUGUGAUGUGGGUAUUCUUGAGGGCGUUGGCGCUCCACCUGCAGAUCUGUUGGCAGGUGGUAAUUGGAAACACUUUCAUGUGGGGUGCUUUGGCCGCCGGCUGGGGAAUUCCUGCUAUUGUCUUGGUUGUCUCCUUGGUGUUCAGCGGUGUCUCUUUCCGUUUUGGCGACACAUGCCACAUCAAUCACGACAACAGUCUGUCGGAUUUCUGGAUCCCGCUCCUAAUAUUCGCGGGCGUCACAGUUGUGAUUCAGUUUGCGACCUUCGGCUACUGCAUCAAGGUCUACUUGGCAUCUCUCGCUGAUGAUUCAGCGACCACGGAAAGUUCUGGCUUACCUUCAUACACCAACAGUAUUCGAGGGACCAUCUCACCUCGACAGGCAUAUCGCAGAGUACGAAGGGUCAUCGAACUCCAGUGGAGAGGUAUUGCAAUUGUCCUAAUAAUCAUAGCGGACGUCAUCUUCUUCUCGGUCAUUUUCGUGUUUAUGGAUAAUACGGAGUCAAAUCUUCAAAAGGACCCCACGAAAGCCCAGAGUUGGCUGUUGUGCUUGAUUGAGUCAAAGGGAGAUAAGAACAAGUGCUUGGACUUUGCCACUUCGCUUCGGAUAAACAUAGCUACAGUCAUGGCAGUUCUUGUCUUGCUCUCGUUUAAUGGCAUCUGGUGCUUAUUGCUACUCGGUCGGUGGUCUAUGUUCACCGGCUGGUAUGAGAUGGUCAUGGGCAAGGUGAAACCAAACAACGAAUUCGUCAGCGCAGAUGUCAGAACAUUUAAGGAUCCGAGUUCCUACGAGAUGCUCAGCAGGGAACGAGACCAGGGCAAGACCCCCGAGCCAUUUGUUUCUCAACCCAUCACGCCUUUAUCGCCCACCCAAAGGAGCGGCCGAGAAACUCCAGAUUACUUCGGGCGAGAGGCUCGAUACAAGUCACCCGCGAGAUCAUUCUCGAAUCCCAAACCUCCACAAGGAGGCCAGACCUGGGACCCGAGAGCCAGCCAGGCGAGAAAUUUCGCAUACCCUGGGAUGGAUCCUCUUUCGAUGAAUAAGAUAUGA